Columba livia (rock pigeon) is the source of this 3168-nucleotide messenger RNA. It is a transcript of the gene GRK4, whose product is annotated as G protein-coupled receptor kinase 4. The transcript has 16 exons. Gene Ontology annotation, biological process: protein phosphorylation; regulation of signal transduction; signal transduction. NCBI's taxonomy places the organism in Eukaryota, Metazoa, Chordata, Aves, Columbiformes, Columbidae. Gene Ontology annotation, cellular component: cytoplasm. Gene Ontology annotation, molecular function: G protein-coupled receptor kinase activity; ATP binding. The coding region runs from base 259 to 1968 and encodes 569 amino acids. The record is from RefSeq and is a predicted model, not a curated record.
GGGCGGAGGAGGGCGGUGGAGCUAUGGUCGGGGCGGGCGGGUGCUGCCUGCUCCUUGCCUCCGCCCUCGGGGAGGGGGAGGCCGGUGCCGGGGCGAGCAGCGGGUGAUGGGGAAGAGGCGAGCGCAGCGCUGAGGUCCUGCGGGGCCGGAUGAGCCGAGGCUUGGCGCCGCAGCGGUGGCGGGGCUGGAGGAGGGGGAGAAGGAGGCAGUAGGGGCGGCCUCCACUCCGGUUGCCCUGAGGGGAAGGAGCCCCCGACCAUGGAAAUCGAGAACAUCGUGGCCAACACCGUGCUGCUGAAAGCCCGGGAGGGCAAACGGAGUGGGCGUAGUAAAAAAUGGAGAGAGAUGCUGAAGUUGCCACCUAUUAGUCAUUGUGAAGGUAUUAGAUGCUCAAUCGAAAGAGACUAUAACCAGCUUUGUGACAAACAGCCGAUAGGAAGACUUCUCUUCAGACAGUUCUGUGAUACCAGACCGGAUUUGAAAAGAUGCAUAGAAUUUCUGGAUGCAGUGGCAGAAUAUGAGGUAUCUUCAGAUGAAAAGCGUGUAGACUGUGGCCUGAAAGUUUUAGAGACUUACUUCACUAAUGGGUCUGCAGCACACUUGCCAGAAAUACCUCAGGAAACAGUAAAUGAAUGUAAAGCAAGACUGGAAAAGAACCCUUCUAAGGAUCUUUUUAUGGACUGUACUAGAAUUGUCCAUGAAUACCUAAGCAGAAGACCUUUUGAAGCUUACCAAGAAAGUGUGUAUUUUUCACGUUUUUUACAGUGGAAAUGGCUGGAAAAGCAACCAGUAACCAAACACACAUUUAGGCAUUACCGAGUACUAGGCAAAGGUGGAUUUGGAGAGGUGUGUGCCUGUCAAGUACGGGCAACAGGAAAAAUGUACGCUUGUAAAAAGCUAGAAAAAAAGAGAAUUAAGAAGAGGAAAGGAGAGUCAAUGGCUCUAAAUGAAAAACGAAUUCUAGAAAAAGUGAACAGUAGAUUUGUAGUUAGUUUAUCCUAUACGUAUGAGACGAAAGAUGCCCUGUGUUUAGUAUUAACCAUAAUGAAUGGAGGGGAUUUGAAGUUUCACAUAUAUAACAUGGGAAAUCCUGGCUUUGAUGAAGAAAGGGCUAUUUUCUAUGCUGCAGAACUGUGCUGUGGUCUGGAAGAUUUGCAGAGGGAAAGAAUUGUUUACAGAGACUUGAAACCUGAGAAUAUACUUCUUGAUGACUGUGGACAUAUCAGAAUUUCAGAUCUUGGAUUAGCUGUGCAGAUUCCAGAAGGAGAAACAGUCCGAGGACGGGUUGGAACUGUUGGUUAUAUGGCUCCAGAAGUGCUCAAAAAUGAAAAGUAUACAUUCAGCCCGGAUUGGUGGGGCCUUGGGUGCUUGAUUUAUGAAAUGAUUGAAGGACAGUCUCCAUUCAGGAAGCAUAAGGAAAGGGUCAAACGGGAUGAGAUUGAUCGAAGAGUAAAGGAAGACCAGGAAACCUAUUCAGACAAGUUCUCAGAGGAUGCAAAAUCCAUCUGCAGGAUGUUACUUGCUAAAAAUCCAGGGGAGCGACUAGGUUGCACUGAAGAGGGAGCUGCUGUUGUAAAGCAACAUCCUAUUUUCAAGAACAUUAACUUCAAGAGACUGGAAGCUAACAUGUUAGAACCUCCAUUCUUGCCAGAUCCACGUGCCGUGUAUUGCAAAGAUGUCCUGGAUAUAGAGCAGUUCUCAACGGUAAAAGGAGUGAACCUGGAUACUACAGAUGAUGACUUCUAUUCCAAAUUCGUUACGGGUUGUGUCUCAAUCCCUUGGCAAAAUGAGAUGAUUGAAACGGGAUGCUUUGAAGAUAUCAAUGCAUAUGAAACCGAUGGUACUGUGUCACCAGACAGAGAGAGGUCUCCUAAACCAAAGAGGGGCUUCUUUCACAGACUUUUUAGUGGAGAGGUCUGCUUUAAAUCUGAUUGCAGUGAUGAUGAGCCGGAGUCCUCCAGACUUUAAAUCAUUUUACUCUCAUCAGAAAGGAUGAGAAAACUUUAAAUGUUUUAUAUCUCUGUAGCAAAGUGUAUUAUAUAUAUUUUUUAUCUGAGUUCAAGGAUUUUUGUACAUUUGUACUUCAUUUGUUUUAAGAUGUAUAUUUUCACUAAAGCUUAAUUGUACAAAAAGCAAUGAGUGCCAUUUGAGUGAGUGUGUUUCUGUAUGUAUUUGAUUUAUCUUGAUCUUUUUUUUCCACAGUGAAAUGAAUCUAGACAUACUAAAAGGAUUUUAAAGCACAGAGAUAAUAUCUAUGGCAUCAAUGUAACUUGGCUUUGUCUGCUCCUGGUAAAACUUUUCCUGUUCAUUAGAAUCUUUAUUAGCCAGUUUCCUUUACAGUAAAAUUGCUAUACUGAUAAAUUUCAUAAUUCUGGUAUUAUCCAGCAGCGUGGCAGUGCUAUUACCUAAUGUAUCUCUCAAGCAUCUGCGAAGGAGAGAAGGGAACUCAGUGCACUGUGGCCAGCUAUUAUGAAUUGCUCUUUACUGUCUGGCUCUGUAGAAUGUCUUUCUGUAUUCCUAUAUAUAGAGAAUUCUGAACAUUUAGCUUAAUCCUGUAACAAACUGUAUUACGUAUUCUUCUCCUUUCUACCCAUCUAACACAUGCUCUUGAGACGGUUUCUUGGCGCGAUCAUGCAAGCGGAGCUAUGCCAAAAAUUCAUAACUAUAUUUUGAGUACUUGGUUGUCUUUACUAAAAGGAUUUCUUUUUACCUGUGGGGACACCAUUUUAUUUUCUUAUGUAAAUGAAAUUGUUUACAACUCCAUGUAGGGUGUUAUAGUUUUAUAAUGGGUUAAAAAACAAAGCAUGGGCUCCUCUUACUAACCUCCUGUCUGCUUAUCAUGUUGUAGUACGCAGUGCUGUAGGGUUUACAGCGAUCACUGCCACUGAGAGAAGGACAAGGUAGUAUUAAGUAUCAAAUUUAAUUAUGUAAAUAAUCUUUCCUUAUAACCUUGAAAAGCUUAAAUAUUAAAACCUGCCUUUAAUGAUUGCUUGAUGCAGCUGUGGAGCUGCUAUUGAAGUUUUAGUUAUGAUUACCUGAUGUUCAUUAGUAAACCUGUUUCCAGCUGCUUGAAAGCUUGUCAAACUUCGGUUCUUCUGGACUCAAAGUAUGCCAGACUUUAUUUUGUAAAGUUUCCAAUAAAACUAACCAUCUGUGUAUGAGAAUGAA